AGAAGUUAUGCCAUUUCGAAGCAAGUAGGAGAAAAAGAAAAAAAGAACAAAUCUUGUGGGGGACUGCUCAUAAAAUAUUCUUUCUUAUCCCGCUCCUCUCUCGUCUAUAUAUUGGCUGUAAUCUCAAUGGUUCCCUUCAUUGUCAGAGUCGCAAAUCAAAGAGCUGAUCAGGAAAGAAAAAACCUUCAGAUUUUUUAGAUCCCAACAUGUCGAAGAAGAAGAAUCUCUCUUACACGAUAGUGGAGAUGAUAGUUCCCAUGGACUGUGCUGGUUGCGAAAGCAAGAUAAAGAAAGCUCUCCAGAAACUGGAUGGAGUGGGUGAAGUUGAUGUAGACAUUGGCAUGCAAAAGGUGACAGUGACGGGAUGGGUUGACCAGGAGAAAGUUUUGAAAACAGUGAGAAAGACAGGGCGGACGGCCGAGCUUUGGCCAUACUACCCUUACAACCCUGAAUACCAGAACUUCACCACCCAGUAUUACCAUCAACACCAUCGUCAGAGCCAACCGAAGACCUAUUACGCAUCAGAGUCCGAUUCUUCCUACAACAACUAUAUACAUGGCUAUAAUGGCCAAGAAUAUGGUAAUUAUCCACAGAUUCCUUACCCUAACGUCUAUGAUUCGAAGGCCACAACCAUGUUCAGCGAGGAAAACCCUCACGCUUGUUCUAUAAUGUAAUGGCAUAAAUAUUCCAGUGUGUUUUCGUUCUAUCCUCAUGGUUUUUGUAUAUUUUUAGACAAGGCCAGGAAAAGUCCCAAUUCGUACAUUUAAGUACUUGCAAUUUUUUCUUAGGGUAAGUACUUAAAGUUAAUAGGAUGUAAAAAUUUAUCAAAAGUCAAUGUAAUUAAGGAAGUGCCAAGUA
Molecule: messenger RNA, 858 nt
Organism: Alnus glutinosa
Lineage: Eukaryota; Viridiplantae; Streptophyta; Magnoliopsida; Fagales; Betulaceae
Product: heavy metal-associated isoprenylated plant protein 29-like
Exons: 3
Coding region: 207-674 (155 amino acids)
Molecular function (GO): metal ion binding
Source: RefSeq, a predicted model, not a curated record